Brugia pahangi is the source of this 348-nucleotide messenger RNA. The record is from the annotation of a GenBank genome assembly. NCBI's taxonomy places the organism in Eukaryota, Metazoa, Nematoda, Chromadorea, Rhabditida, Onchocercidae.
AUGAAGAAGGAUCUCGGGAUGAAGAAGAGAGCUCUCGAUGCAUUGGAAGGAGAAGGAUUCGGGAUGAAGAAGAGAGCUCUCGAUGCAUUGGAAGGAGAAGGAUUCGGGAUGAAGAAGAGAGCUCUCGAUGCAUUAGAAGGUGAGGGAUUCGGGAUGAAGAAGAGAGCUCUUGAUGCAUUGGAAGGUGAAGGAUUCGGUAUAGACAAGAGAGUUCUCGAUGCAUUAGAAGGUGCGGGACUCAGGAUGAAUCAUCCUCUUAAAUCUUCUGAUUCUAGGACUAAAGGUUUUCAUAUGAAUCGUUUUUCUACAAAUGGAAGGCAUUCUCAUCCUCAUCUAACAAAAUUCUAA